CUGCCUGUUAAAUUAGUUGAAUCCGUAAACUAAUACAAAUAACCAGUGGUUAAAUUUUUCAACGCUCAAGAAGCAUCAUCAUACCUGCCCAGUUGAGUUGUACAGCAGUUUGGGAAGCUCUCAUCAACCUCGAAAGCGUUCCAAGUACCUGCCUCUAUUGCGUGUUUCGUAGAAGCAUAAGGCAGGAACGGAGCAACAUUUUCUGCAGUGGUGUUCACACCAGCCCGUCUAAACUCAAACCUCACCAAGAGCAGGCUAUCAGAUAGGAACAGACAUCAUGUAAGCUCUCCCGUCACAGCCGUCAUCACCGGCAGAAAAGCUCCUACAAUCCAUCCGUCCUACUACCAGCCAUACAAUGUCACGUCGAAGCACCGAAGGAAGUCGUUUCUCCAUCUCUGCUCAGUGGAACCGCGCCUUCUCCAUGCGCUCCUCCAACCGCUCGUCCCACUCCACCGCCUCGACCACAUCCACCACCACCCACCACCGCAAGCCCUUCUCCUUCGCCUCCCUGCGCGGCUCGCUGCAGCCGGAGCUCUCCAAGCGGCUCCACCGCCUGAUCAAGUCGGCCAACAGCCUGGUCGGCGCGCACGAGACGGCCGCGCGCGCGCGCGUGUCGGUGGCGACGCAGCUCUCCGAGUGGGGCGAGCAGACGGGCGACGAGGCCGUGUCGGACGUGAGCGACAAGGUCGGGGUGCUGCUGUCCGAGCUGGGCGAGCAGGAAGAGAGCUAUGCCCAGCGGCUGGAGGAAGGCAGGGGACUGUUGAAAGUGAUUCGCGACACCGAGCGCAGCGUGCAGCCGAGUCGGGACGGGAAGCGCAAGAUUGCCGAUGAGAUUGCCAAGGUGAAGGGCGCUGCGGCGGGGAGGGGGGAGGAACAAAGUUCUGCUGGUGGUGGUGGUGGUGGUAGUGGUGGUGGGGGGACCAGGCUGGUGACGCUUGAGCAGGAGCUGGUGAGGGCUGAGGCGGAGAAUCUGGUUGCGGAGGCGCAGUUGGGGAAUGUGACCCGCCAGAAGCUACGCGAGGCCUACACCGUCGAGUUCCUGGCGACCAUCGAGCGGGCCGAGAAGCAGUUGAUCCUGGCGCGCCACGGCCUGCGGCUGCUGCAGCUGCUGGACGACUCGCCCGUCGUGCCCGGCGACGUGCGCCCGCGCUGGGCGCAUGCCUCGCAGGCGCGGCAGGUGCUGAACGACGCCGAGGACGACCUGCGCGAGUGGCGGCUGGACGCGGCGGCGCUGCUCGGGAGUGGUGGUGGUGGUGGUGAUGAUGCUAAGACUGUUGCUGUCGACGACCAGGGGACCGCCACGGCCGAACCGCCGCGGGAGCAGGAGAGGGAAAAGGGAAAGGGGAAGAAGGAAAAACAGAAACAGAAGGAAGCAGCAGGAGAAGAUGGGGAUGGAGUGAGCCUUGCCGAGGAGGAUAGCGGCGGCGGUAGCAUGGCUGCUAGAACUUGAGAUCUGACCAGUCUGUGGGAGUAAGGGGGAUGGAUGAGUGAGUCGGUUGCGUUCUUGUCGUUUGGAAGUUGAAUGUGCGAUCACAUAUACCUAGUUCGCGAACCUGUUUAACCCCUGCAAUUGUAUGCGAGUUUAUUUAGUCCGACACCACUGGAGGAGAAACAGAUACCAUACGCCGUCGUCGCACUGUAACCACACAAAGAAGCCUGCUACCUUGGAACAACCAUACCAAUAUGUCAUGAUACCACCUGUCCCGCCCGCUGCAUUGGAAUUCCCUCAUCAAACAGUCGCCGUAACGCGCCUCACGCUCUUCCGGGCGCCCUCCCCGCUGAUCAUGACGGCGCCCUCCAUCUCCAGCGUCCGCAUCACCUCGGCAAACUCGCCCGGCUCAAUCAGCACGUUGGCGCCCUCGGCAAACUUCCGCGCCAGCUCGGAGAAGCGCA
This is a messenger RNA of Chaetomium strumarium, 1893 nucleotides long. Its product is annotated as Eisosome component PIL1-domain-containing protein. The record is from RefSeq and is a predicted model, not a curated record. NCBI's taxonomy places the organism in Eukaryota, Fungi, Ascomycota, Sordariomycetes, Sordariales, Chaetomiaceae. Bases 356 to 1450 code for a protein of 364 amino acids. Gene Ontology annotation, molecular function: lipid binding. Gene Ontology annotation, cellular component: plasma membrane; eisosome filament. The transcript is spliced from 3 exons. Gene Ontology annotation, biological process: eisosome assembly; endocytosis.